Molecule: messenger RNA, 639 nt
Organism: Theobroma cacao (cacao)
Lineage: Eukaryota; Viridiplantae; Streptophyta; Magnoliopsida; Malvales; Malvaceae
Source: RefSeq, a predicted model, not a curated record
AUAGGCUUUUCAUUUGCCUAUAAAACCCCUAUCAAACCCUUCCACCCUCUCUACCCACGACUCUCUCUUCCAAGCCAAGGAUAUUUCAAAAUGGCGGAUAAUUCAAAUGGUAUGAAAUAUGCAUAUUGUGGUGUUGUUGUGCCUAAGGACUAUGGUGGCAAGCAGACCUCUAGCUAUAAUUAUCAGUCACAGCAAGGAGGGCAGUCCAGCUGCAAUCAAACUACUUCAAAGACAAGCUAUGUGGACAAGCAAACUGGUAGCUAUACUCGUGCAACAAACAAGGAAGUUGUAUCCACUGGAGAGACUUUCAAGGAGAGAUCAACGGGGAGAGUUGGUUACAAGGAUGAGUACAAGACCACUUCUACCUACAAGGUUGGGGACAAAAGUGGCUAUACUGAGUAUCAGGUGGAGGAGAGGUUUCGAAAUGUCAAGUAUAGUGGAAACAGCAGCAGCAACAAGGGCAACAACAGUGGUGGAUGGAACAACAAGUAUCUGAAGUAGUAGUAUUAUCUUGAUGUUUGGUCUCUAAAAGUCUUAGUAGUUCCAUGGAGUCUGGUAUGCUUUUAUGUUCUCUUCGUAAGUGUAGUGUUACCUAUGAACUUUUUCAUUCCCGAUCGAUGCUUUCAAGUACUUUUGGUA